AUGGGAGAAUGGUUGGGGGAAGUGUGGGAAUGGAAGUUGGAGUGGAAUCGAGAAUUGAGGGAGAGAGAAAGAGCACAGGCCGAUGAGCUGUUGUCCUCGAUCAAGGAAAUCAAUCUUCAAGCAGGAAUGAAAGACUGUUGGAGGUGGAAACAUACUCCCAAUGGCUUGUUUUCAGUAAAUUCAGCAUACAAAGCAUUCCGACAAGCAAGAUCGGAGAAUGGGACUAAUUGUGAGCAAAUGGAUUUCAAGAAACUGUGGAAGGCUCCAGCUCCUCACAAGAUGAAAACAACAGCUUGGAGGAUUCUUAAAGGAAGAAUGGCGACGUGUGAUAACCUCAUCCGAAGAAACAUUUUGGCCGCUAAUUCGAACUCCGACUGCAUUCUCUGUAAGUCGCAGCUGGAGGACCUGAAUCAUCUUUUCUUCUCCUGUCAGAUUACUUGUGAUCUUUGGAAAGAAAUUUUAUCCUGGAUAGGUAUUCAGACGACAAUGCAACGUAUGGCAAAGGAGAACUUCCUUGCUUUUUCUAAUCUUGGGGACAAGGUAGAUUUUCAUUUUAUGGCUUGUGUUUGGAUCUGUGUGGUGUGGUGUAUUUGGAAAGCAAGGAAUGAUUGUAUUUUUAGCAAAGCGUCAUGGAACAUAUCCAAAGUGGUUACAGAGAUCAAGAUAAGAACGUGGAGCUGGACGCAGGUGUAUAAACAGAUGCCACAGUCUUUGGACUUAAAAUCGUGGAUGAUUAAGCCAAAGGUGAUUGAGUGA
Molecule: messenger RNA, 756 nt
Organism: Salvia miltiorrhiza (redroot sage)
Lineage: Eukaryota; Viridiplantae; Streptophyta; Magnoliopsida; Lamiales; Lamiaceae
Exons: 1
Coding region: 1-756 (251 amino acids)
Source: RefSeq, a predicted model, not a curated record